Messenger RNA from Cryptococcus wingfieldii CBS 7118, 1173 nucleotides. RefSeq names its product biotin synthase. Gene Ontology annotation, cellular component: mitochondrion. NCBI's taxonomy places the organism in Eukaryota, Fungi, Basidiomycota, Tremellomycetes, Tremellales, Cryptococcaceae. Gene Ontology annotation, molecular function: 2 iron, 2 sulfur cluster binding; biotin synthase activity. Bases 1 to 1173 code for a protein of 390 amino acids. The record is from RefSeq and is a predicted model, not a curated record. The transcript has 4 exons. Gene Ontology annotation, biological process: biotin biosynthetic process.
AUGUCCGUGCCCCGCUCACUCCGCCCCGCCCUCAAGCACGCCACCGCCCCCGCCGCCACCAGGGGGCACGCCGUCGCCGUCGACCCCCCCUUCCUGCCCCCAACGCCCCACGUACAGCAGCCCCAACCAAGACGCUGGGUCGAUGGCGACGUCAGACACGACUGGCGCAGGAGCGAGAUCCAAAAGAUCUUUGACGGCCCCCUCAUGGAGACCAUCUACCGUGCUGCCUCUGUUCACAGGAUGCACCAGGAUGCCUCCAGGAUCCAGCUGUGCACGCUCAUGAACAUCAAGACUGGUGGAUGUACCGAGAACUGCAAAUACUGCUCCCAAUCAUCUUCAUACAAGACCGAGACAAAAGCUACCCGGUUGGUCCAGCUCGACCCCGUCAUCAUCGCUGCCCGCGAAGCCAAGAAGAACGGCUCGACUCGGUUCUGUAUGGGUGCCGCCUGGAGGGAUCUCGCGGGAAAGAGGUCUGGCUUUGACAGGAUCUUGGAGAUGGUGCGUGAGGUGAGAGGUAUGGGUAUGGAAGUCUGCACCACUCUCGGUAUGCUUACUCCCGACCAGGCUCGCCGACUCAAAGAAGCCGGUUUGAGCGCUUACAACCACAACUUGGACACUUCCCGAGAGUACUAUCCCGAAGUCGUCACCUCCCGUUCCUACGACGACCGUUUGUCCACCAUUGAGAAUGUGCGACAGGCUGGUAUCUCGGUGUGUUCGGGUGGUAUCUUGGGUUUGGGCGAAAAGGAUGAGGACAGAGUGGGCUUGAUCCACGAGAUCUCCAGAAUGGCCGAGCACCCCGAGUCUUUCCCCGUCAACACCCUCGUCCCCAUCCCCGGUACCCCCCUCGAAGGCAACGACCCCGUCAAAGUCCACACCGUCCUCCGAACCAUCGCCACCGCCCGUAUCGUCCUCCCCAAGACCAUCAUCCGCCUCGCUGCCGGCCGUCACAUCUUCAACGAGACCGAGCAGAUGAUGGCAUUCAUGGCUGGCGCCAACGCGGUGUUUACUGGUGAAAAGAUGUUGACUACGCCUUGUUCUGGGUGGGAUGAGGAUAAGAAGAUGUUGGACCGAUGGGGUUUGCGGGGUCAGAGGAGUUUCGAGGAUAGUGAGAACAUUGAUGUUCCUCACCACCACCACAUCCACGAGGAGACUGGUACCGGUGCCAUGCUCUAG